Theobroma umbraticum is the source of this 2743-nucleotide messenger RNA. RefSeq names its product beta-xylosidase/alpha-L-arabinofuranosidase 1-like. The record is from RefSeq and is a predicted model, not a curated record. Gene Ontology annotation, biological process: xylan catabolic process; arabinan catabolic process. Gene Ontology annotation, molecular function: xylan 1,4-beta-xylosidase activity; alpha-L-arabinofuranosidase activity. NCBI's taxonomy places the organism in Eukaryota, Viridiplantae, Streptophyta, Magnoliopsida, Malvales, Malvaceae.
UUUUUAAAUUCCAACAACUGGUCAAUUUUUAGAUUUGGAUAAAAUACAGUUCUCAUAGCUUUAUCAAAUUUUACAUGAUAGUGGUUAUCUAAUAUCUUGUUGAUUUAUACUUUUCUAUAAGAAGGGUCAUCAAUCCUCACAUUCUCCACAGUCCACACGCAGACACAAAAAAAGUUAAACCAUGGCUGCACAAAGCUUCAAUGUUCUUUGUACUCUUUCCCUCGUUAUUAUUUAUUUUUUACCUAUUUGUUUAGCAUUUGGGGGUGAUCUUAAGCCGCAAGGAGACCCACCUUCUAUAGUUUGUGAUCCUCACGAAUGGGAAGCGAGAAAUGUGAACAUGUCUGACAUAGGAUAUUGCGACACAAGUCUUCCAUAUGAAGUUAGAGCUAAAGACUUGGUGGAUAGAAUGAAUUUAACAGAGAAGGUGCGUUGGAUGGGAGACAACGUUUCUAGGCCUAUACCAAGAUUGAGGUUGCCCAAAUAUCAAUGGUGGUCUGAAGCUUUGCAUGGUGUCGCACAUGUCGGCCGCGGCACGUUCUUUACGGAGCUUGUUCCUGGUGCAACAAGCUUUCCCACCGUUAUCCACACAACUGCAUCCUUUAAUAAGUCGCUUUGGAAUGCCAUUGGAAAGGUCGUUUCAACAGAAGCAAGGGCAAUGUACAAUCUGGGGCAAGGUGGGUUAACCUAUUGGAGUCCAAACAUAAAUCCCGUAAGGGACCCUAGAUGGGGAAGGAUCACCGAGACGUCUGGAGAAGAUCCUUUCGUGGUCGGUGUGUAUGGCGUUAAUUAUGUAAGAGGUUUGCAAGAUAUUGAAGGACAAGAACAUACAGCAGAUCCUGGCUCUAGACCUCUUAAGGUUUCUGCAUGUUGCAAACAUUUCGCUGCUUAUGAUCUUGAUAACUGGAACAAAGUUAAUCGACAGACAUUCGAUGCAGAGGUGACGGAGCAAGAUAUGGUGGAAACUUUUCUUCGUCCAUUUGAAAUGUGUGUUAGAGAUGGUGAUGUGAGCAGCGUAAUGUGCUCUUUCAAUAAAGUCAACAAAAUUCCAACUUGCGCUGAUCCCUUUCUUUUAAAACAAACAUUCAGAGAAGAUUGGAAACUCAACGGAUAUAUAGUUGCAGAUUGUGAUUCCAUUGAAGUGAUACACAACGAUAAAAAAAUGAAUUGGCUCGGUGAUACACCGGAAGAUGCCGUGGCACAGACACUAAAAGCAGGUUUAGAUCUGGAUUGUGGAACCACUUACCCUGACGCUCUUGAAAAGUCUGUCAGGCAAGGAAAAGUUAAUGAGGCAGAUGUUGAUACAUCUUUAAAGAACCUCUUUGUGGUACUAAUGAGGCUUGGAUUCUUCGAUGGAAGUCCAUCUUUAAAGUCUGGAAAGAAAGAUAUAUGCACCAAAGAACACGUUGAAUUGGCAGUGCAAGCAGCUAGGGAAGGAAUUGUACUUCUCAACAAUGUUGAUGAAACUUUGCCAUUGAACCCUGAUGCGUUUAAGACCCUGGCAAUAAUCGGGCCACUAGCCAAUGCUACGAAACAAAUGCUCGGAAAUUAUGAAGGUAACCCUUGCCGAUUUGUUUCUCCACUUUCGGGCUUUUCUGCCUUUGGACAAGUGAUAUACGCUGAGGGAUGUCCUGGCCUAAAUUGCCCGAAUGAUACAAAGAUCUCGGAAGCCAUCGAAGCUGCUAAACAAGCAGAUGCUACUAUACUUGUGGUCGGUACAGAUAUAUCAAUUGAGAGAGAGGAUCAUGAUAGAAAUGAUCUCCUCCUUCCUGGUUUGCAACAGGAAUUGGUCGAAGAAGUUGCUAAUGCCUCCAAAGGUCCAGUAAUUCUUGUAGUGAUGACUGCAGGUGGGGUUGAUAUCUCAUUCGCUAAGGAUAAUAAUAAAAUCAAAGGAAUCUUGUGGGUUGGACAUCCUGGUCAGGAAGGUGGUCGUGCCAUUGCAGAUGUUGUCUUUGGAGAAUACAAUCCUGGAGGAAGACUACCCCUUACAUGGUAUACAGCUGAUUAUGUGGAUAAGCUACCCAUGACAUCCAUGCAAUUACGUCCAGUCGAGGAAAAAGGUUACCCUGGAAGAACAUACAAAUUCUUCAAUGGUUCAACGGUAUAUCCUUUUGCAUAUGGACUAAGCUACACAACCUUUAACUACAAGGUGACGACACCGACAAAUGUAUCUAUCCCUAUUAAACUGAAUACUACCCAGCACUGUCACGAGUUGGAAUUGACAGACACAUCUGUCCAGCAACCAUGCCCUUCUGUUGCAGUUAAUGAUUUAACUUGUGAAGAUAAAAUAGCCUUUGAGGUUGAAGUCCAGAAUACCGGCGACAAAGAUGGUAGUGAAGUGGUGAUUGUGUACUCAAAGCCUCCGGAUGGAAUUGUCGGAAAUCCUUUUCAGCAGGUUGUUGGAUUUGAAAGAGUUUUUGUUGCUGCUAAACAGAGUCAAAAGGUUAACUUUGAGCUCAAUGUGUGCAAGAGCUUGAACAUUGUCGAUAGCAGUGGUUACAAAGUUUUGCCAACUGGGUUGCAUAAAAUUAUGUUGGGAACAUCAUCUGAACAAAUUGAUGUAAAUGUUAGCUUUGCUAGUUAGAUAAGUAGCAGAUUUGUUGAUUCACUUUAGGAAUCAAGUUGUUUAUCGGUCGGUUUUUAGGAACUUAGGAUUAAGUUCAGUUAUUUUUUGUUUAGUGCUGUUCUUUUGUAUUUUACUCUGUACCGAAAUAAGUGUCACCAUAAUCAUCUGAAUGGAUUAACA